Messenger RNA from Necator americanus (New World hookworm), 222 nucleotides. RefSeq lists its product as uncharacterized. The transcript has 5 exons. Bases 1 to 222 code for a protein of 73 amino acids. The record is from RefSeq and is a predicted model, not a curated record. NCBI's taxonomy places the organism in Eukaryota, Metazoa, Nematoda, Chromadorea, Rhabditida, Ancylostomatidae.
AUGAAGUUACGACAGUGUCGCGAGAGUACCCAUGAAGAACAAAGAGCGGGAAAGAAAUCAUACGAAGUCUACAAGUCCGAAUUCGUCCAUUUUGAUGAUGUUCGAGGGACAACUCUUCUGAAAAAAAAUCUUUCGCUACGUGCUAUGGAAUCAUAUGUGUUAGCAGACCCAGGAUGCUCCUCUGGAAUUGCUGAUUUACUUGGGGCUGGUAUUAGUGCUUGA